Molecule: messenger RNA, 1230 nt
Organism: Trichoplusia ni (cabbage looper)
Lineage: Eukaryota; Metazoa; Arthropoda; Insecta; Lepidoptera; Noctuidae
Exons: 5
Coding region: 462-1181 (239 amino acids)
Source: RefSeq, a predicted model, not a curated record
AAGGUGCAGCAAGAAGUGAAUGGGAACCAACACAUACAACUUAAAUGUACAAACAAAUGCACCAAACGAUAAUAAACUUUACGUCAAUAGGAGAAAGUUUAAAAUCAAGUGAAAGUCCUUGAGUACUUAAUUCAAAAAGUUAUGAAAUCGUAAACACAUGGGACAUUUGCCGUUAGCCGCAAAUGGUGAGAAAUCAUGAUUCAUGGUAAAAGAAUUUGCAUUUUAUGACGUAACACUAAAGUCGUAAUUCGAAUGCUAAUGGCAUGUACUUAUAACGUUCUAAUGACGGUGAAAGUUACGCUUGUUCCUUGUUCGUAUUCAGUUUGGCGGUAAAACUGGUCGCCGUUGCAUGUUUAUAUUUUUUAAAUUACGAUUUUAAAACAUGGCGUCCGCGUCGUGAUUUUAUAUAAUGUUUUUAUUGAAAAAUUGAGUGAUUAUUGAACUAUUUUGUGUUGUGUUAAAUGGAAAUAAGUUUCAAAAUGUCUUUGGAUAUGUUGACAUACGCUUUUCUACUUUCUUUUGCAACCGGAGCAUUGGGCUCGGUGAUCAUCCCAGAAGAGUUACCCUCGCUGCUCUCCGUAGCCUACUCCAAUAUACCGCCGAUCAAGAAAGGUACAGAUUCUCGCGUGGGUUUCGGCUUCGCCUUCGGCAACCACGCUGACUUCCAAGUCAUGUUCGAGUUAGGUCCACAGACCAAUACGCAGAAUCUAACGGGCCAAGGUUUCCAGUCCAGUUCCUCCAAUGCCAAGCGGCAGGCCAACUCGCCGCCGCCCAAACUACAUAAAAACAAAGAAAAGUACCAAACAACAGACGGUAGCAACUACCUCCAAAACUGGGCGCAAAAAAUGAAAUACCCGCCAAAAUCGAACCAGCACCACUCACCCAGACCAGGGGAGGUUCCGAAUCUAGAAGAAUCCAUGGUGGAACUUAUCAAGAACGAGAAAGGAGAAUACGAAAUACACCAGCCACAGCCCGGCAACCUCCCGCAGAACAUUCUAGAAGAUCUAAAGAAGUUAUACAAGCUUAAGAGCGAAGUCGCCAAGAAGAUGACUGCGCAAAAUGCUGCAAGUAGUCAAAGUGCAACGUCGCAAAAUUCUGCAGUUUCGCAAAAUUCUCAAAAACGCAGUGAAGAGGAAGUCAAGAAGAUAACGGAAGACCUUUCUAAUGUAGAUUUGGAUUGAGAAUGUUUUUUUUGUAUGUUUUUGUAAUAAAUGGGUUUUAGAAUAGUGC